This is a messenger RNA of Oryza sativa Japonica Group (Japanese rice), 1585 nucleotides long. Lineage: Eukaryota; Viridiplantae; Streptophyta; Magnoliopsida; Poales; Poaceae. The record is from RefSeq and is a predicted model, not a curated record.
UAGCUAGCGGCGCGCCGGUUUGUGGUGCUGCAGCUUGGAGCAACGGAGUGGUGGCGUUGACAGCGGAGACGGCGACAGCUGCUACAGAGGAUCUCGACGCAGCCGGCGUGAAGGAGGGAGCAGGGUGUGCGCUCGCUGGUUGAGCCGCGCAAGGGGAGGACGCACGGCGGGUGAGAGGCGCACUGUACGAGCUGCGUCUAGACUUGGCUGUGGUAGUGUUCCCGACCAUUAUGGGUCUAGACUUGGCUAUGGAUACAAAAGCACAAGCUACCGUCAUCUCGGAAAUGCAUGCCAACUGUUUAGAGUUGAGCCAUGGAGCCAUGGUGUCCAUACUAGCAAUCCUGAUGUCUUGUCAAUACCAAUAUCUAAAAUGGCCAGUGUCAAGGCUGCUAACAACAUCACCAUCGAACCAGUGGUUCAGUAUGUUGAUAAAGAGCUGGACAAGGCAUCCAAUAGGGAUAAAGGGGCCAAAGGCAACAGAGGUAUGGUGGUGGCUGAUCAUUUCCAACUGUGGCCAUCUCCUUAUCAGCUUAAUUGUGAAUGUUCUCACACUGAGCAGCAACCAUGGCCACCGCCUACUCAAGCAGGAGACAUUGGUUGUCAAGUUGCGCUGCGACGAGUGCUAGGGUCAUCAUCCAAAUGCAGCCAAGGUGACUUAAUGCCGGUGACACCACCAAGGCCACUGACAAUAGGAAAAUUGCAUAACUCGAGGAGCCGUUCUGCUGGAAACACAACUGAAGCCGUACAAUCAAUUAUUGAGUCUCAUGCAAUAUCUUUACACUGUAGAAUUUCCAAGUCAAUGUGCAUUGCACUUAAUUUUGUUGAGAGCUGGCUACAAAACACAGCCAAGAAAUUAUGCAAUGGCCAGUUGCUUAACCUUUCAGUUGGGAUACAUUUUGACGACAGAAAGAUUUCUACUACAUUGUUUUUUGCUGAGUUGCUUGAGCACCCAAUAAUAUAUUUUCAGGUUUACUUAACUGCUUUUCACUGUGUUCAUUCGAACAAAAUCCUGAGACCAUGGAUUAUUGCUAGAGCUGCUAAUGAGAAGCAGAACAGGAAGGUCAAGAGAUGUGGUUAUGAUUCCAUUGUUGGUUUUGAUGGAAACAAUCCUAUUGAUGCCAGUAUUGCAGUAAAGGUUUCCAUUGAUGUGAUUGGUACUUGGACAGAUUCAGAGACGCUAUAUGCAUAAGUUGCAAACAAGGAUUAUUUGUCUGUUAAAUUACUUGAGCUGGUAAGAAAGGGGUCCAAUACAUACUGGUUAUUAGAACUCAUAACUAAUGAGCUGAAUCCUUGGUGUUUACUCAGAUAUCAGAGAUGGCUAGAAAUUCUGGGGCUCCCACCUUUGACUAGGGCUGCGUGGACAGGACAAGGGAAGAUAGAACAGGACAUUAGUGUGGACAUAAUUUCAGCAUCUCAAGUUAUCAAGUCUCUCUGUCUGAACAAGUCAUCUAUUAGGAGCUACUCAAGUUAUUUUCUCCUGAUACAUGCUUUGGUCAGUAAAUUGAGAGCUUGGGAAGCAUUGGUGGAAAAGCAUGUGCAUCGUAUGCACUCCAAAGAUAACAAAAGUACUCCCUCCGUCUCAAAA